Solanum tuberosum (potato) is the source of this 498-nucleotide messenger RNA. RefSeq names its product probable carbohydrate esterase At4g34215. The record is from RefSeq and is a predicted model, not a curated record. The annotation marks the transcript as partial. The transcript has a single exon. NCBI's taxonomy places the organism in Eukaryota, Viridiplantae, Streptophyta, Magnoliopsida, Solanales, Solanaceae.
AUGGCAGGACGUGGCGGAGUCAUUAAAAAAAUUGUUGGAGGAAAUGUUACCAAAGUUUGGAAUGGAUUCGUGCCUCAAGAAUGUAAACCAAAUCAUAAAAUUAUACGAUUAAACGUAGCUCAAAAAUGGGAAGAAGCACAUGAGCCUCUAAAUUAUGGGAUCGAUUGUUUAACGAGUUGUGGACUUGGUUCUGGAAUGGCAUUUGCUAAUGAAAUUCUUAAAAAAGACGCAAAUUUUGGUGUAAUUGGUUUAGUACCUUGUGCUAGAGGAGGAACUAGUUUGGAUAAAUGGAAAAUUGGGACUCAUCCUUAUGAUGAAUUGGUUAAAAGAGCAAAAAUUGCUGAAAAAAGUGGAGGAAUUAUUAGGGGGUUAUUGUGGUAUCAUGGUGAAAGUGAUGUAAAAGGAGGGAAUGGAUACAAAGAUUAUAAGAUCAAUUUGGAGAAAUUUAUUCAUGAUUUGCGUAGUGAUUUGAAUUCAUCUAAUCUUCCCAUUUUCCAG